AUGAAAGUCACUUUUUGCCUCCUUUUACGCACGUGCUCUUCUAUAUUCUUCCUCCUACAAGGUGAGUAAUGAUUCACUGUGGAUAAAAUUUAGACUUGUUGCUUUGCAUAAACGUUUUUGACAUGAGUAAUUGAGAAUAUUUUUUACAGAAUAAGCAAAAUUACCAAAAUAAUAAUAAUGAUAUUAGAAAUGAUAAAGAUACAAAAAAUUAAGAAUACAUUUAAAAUAUGCUCAUGUAGGCUUCCUUUAUUUUGAAAUGCAAACCAUUUGAGAAAGUUUAAAUCAGUAAUGAGUUGGCUGUUAUUUCAAGAAGUGUAUGGGGGUAUGUUGAUUUUAUUCUCUUACAUUGAAGAAAACGUCAGAGGCAAAAAUCAUGUCUUUUCACACGGUCCGGUGACCGAAAUGAAGAUGUUUUCACUGAAAAACAUUAGAUUUAAGAUUUAAUGAAACUGCUCCGUUAAGUUGAUAAGACCAGUCAUCUUCUUUGUCUUUCUGUUAUCAAGCGUGAAAGUAGCACAGUCUUAUGCCUUACCCUCUGCUCUUCCUCAGGUGGGUCCUGUUCAGACGCAGAGCACAAGCUCUUCUCUGUCAUUUUCUCUAGAUACAACCAGUACAUACGACCAGUGGAGAAUGUCUCUGACCCAGUCAUUGUCCAGUUUGAGGUGUCCAUGUCACAGCUGGUUAAAGUGGUAAGCUAAAGAUUUUUUUCACAGUUUGUGCUGACGUCUAUCGUACCUGUGAGUUAUGUGACGCUCUUCCUCCACAGCCAGACAUUUAUCACCGGGCUGAACGAGCAGAAAGGACCUGAAGGGCAAAAAAAAAAAAAACAGGAAUAACAUAAAGUAAACAUCAAACAUAGAAGGGCUGACCAUGGAGAGAAAUAUGAGGGGUUUACACAACAAAGUUUUACAGGUGCAGGAAACUUGUGAUGCCAACAGGGACACUUGAAUUACACCCUGCCAGUGCACUGUAGCCCCUGGUUUAACAUCCUGAGGAGGGGACCAAGUGAAAAAAUGAUAGUUUGGCUGUUAGUCUGGACAGGACAAGAUGGAAAGUGCCACCUGUCUGAGUGCCUCCCAGUUCAGGAAAGCCUCUAUCACCCUAUCACUGCCACUUCACAUGAACACUCCCGGAUUCUGGCAGGUUGUGCUGGGUCUUAUUGACUGCAGGCUGCCGGGCAGACAGACGCGUCUCUUUUGACUCAGACAGCUCAGGAGCGGAUGUCGAUAAUUAAGCAAAAAGGCUUGCGUCAGACAGGGAGGACAGCCCUGUUUACAGAAUCAACAGCUCUGGACACAUUGUACCUCAUCACAUUAGUCUGUCUGCUUCUCUCGAGUGACAAGAAGAGAGGCUUACAAGCUUUGACUUUCCACCUAUGAUUUUGAUAAAUGAAAUUCGACUACUUUUAGUUGCUUAAAGUAAAUCCGCCUGUUUAUAACCUGCAAAAGCAAAAUGUUAAAUCAUGAGAGACAAGACAGACUAUUUCUAUGUGAUUACUCUUAGUAACUUUAGUCUCUACAACAAGGUAGGUUAGUUUAGGACAUCCUGCAAACGUAUCCUUUUUUUCUCUCUCCAAAAAUUUGUUGUGUCUUCAAAGGUCUGCAAAAUAAUCAAGAAUGAUUUUUUUAAUUUACUCAACCAGCUGCUCCACAAUCAUCAAAGAGUUAAAUCCUUUUGCUACAUCAGCGAGAUGCACCAUAUUGAUACAGAGCGUGGGCUUUAUGGUGGCUUUAUGGGCUUUGCAAAAAGGCUGAAAAGGUUGUUUAAAUUUUAUCAAACUAUCUUUGGAAAUGGUAAUAGUCAAUCAAAGAAAAGGUUUGCCAAUAGUUGCAAAUAGUCAAAACAAAGUAAAAAUGUGUGCAUAAGCAGCCUACAGACAUGGUUUCCUCUGUACAGUUCGAGUAAACAUGUGGGGUCAGACACACUGUAUCUUUCCUCGAUCUGUUUCCUAUACAGACAACACCACGUUGAUGGAUGGCCUAUAUUUCCUUCCCACACCUGCUGCUCCGCAGAUGCAAUUGGUAUUGGUCAGCCCACACCAAUUACAGCCAGGCUAUAUAAGCUCAUUUAGACCAUCAAUAUCUCAUUGCGUGUGUUGGACCAGUCAUCAUCUAAUAGUCAGAGUUCACAUGACAAGCUCUCCACUCAGCAGUGAGAGAACAGGUGGCAGUGAGUCAAGAGCAAGGAGAGAUUGUUGUUAAAAGCUCCUGUGAGGAGUUUUCUGAAAUAGACUGAUAUAUUCAUACUGAUGUUUUAUAUGAUAUAAAAAGCAAAAACAACCAUGAGCAGCAAGAUUGGCUGGUUUUAUAUUGUAUGUUUUAAUACCUAUAACUUGUGUGAGGGGGUAGGUGUCGGCGAAGCAGCUGUAGAAACAACCCUAUUUUUUAAUUUCCACAUAAUAUUCACAAUAAAAUGGAACAUAUAUUGGAACAAGCGAAGACUGCUUCUUCCAUAAAGUUGAGACACACUGUAAGUUCCUCACAGGAGCUUCAAAAUGGAGUUUGAAAUCGAAAUUUCAGGACAUGGGCCUACUUACCCUUUUGCAAGAUUUGGAUGAGAACAUUAUUCCAGCUCUUGUACCUGUCCCUUAUUUAUGAUGCUAAAGCCUGAAUCACUUAGCCUAGCCUAGCCUAGCCUAGCCUAGCUGUGAGACUGAAAACAAGACAUUAGGCAAUGUCCCCCAAGCCUAAUUCAGUCUGCAAUUACACACAUAUAAAACCAUCAAAACUUUACACAUUUUCUUCCAGUAAUUUCGAUUAAAAAAAAAAAACAAAAAACAACUACUCGCACCAGCAACUGCUUUUGGACUAGGAAGUAUAAGGCUAGCUUUCUUUGUGCCUAGCCCUCUAUAACAGCUGCCUGUGCACAUUUAUAUUCCCCAAUAAACGAGAGUCGUAAAGACCGUGUUAUCCAAUCUUAGGUGAAAUAUCCAAAAGUCAAAACUAGGUCAUGGGUGUGAGCACCACAUUUAACCACUGCAUCUAAAUCAUUGCAGCAUGACAUAUUACACUGCAUUUCAACAAUUAUAAAAUGCUAUUUUAACUCUAAUGGUACUUCCUAAUAAAAGAAAAGCAGAAAAGAGUCCUUAUCUGAUCUGGAUCCGAACAUAUCUUUUGUCCCUCUGCACUCUGAUUUAGUGGUAAGAUACAGGAUGUUCUCCUCUGCUAUCAAAGAGCAGAGAAAUUAACAUUUUUCUGAAAAUAGUCCAUUGAAGUUUGGUUUCCACCAGUGCUCACAGGCUAUACACAACCACUCCUGAAUAUGACAUGUUAACAUAAAUGCUUAAUGCUAUGCACUGGGUCAUGAGAUUUGCUCAUUCACGGUCUAUGUAAUACGCGCACCCAACCCACGCACACACACACACAUAUACACACACUCACUCUCCCCACCCUUUCAGUUCCCCCUUCUUCAGGUUUAGUACUGGGUUGUUAGGGAUCAAAGUAAGCACUGUGCUGUGACCCCAAAGCUGUCAUGUGGGUCACACUCUAGGCGUGGAGAACUCAGAUGUACUUCUCUUAAUCCUCUUGUCUGGGAUGUGCAGAGGUCUGUGUCCCUGUGCACACAAACGGUUCAAACAGCAUGAUUGUCUGUGACAUUGUUCUCCCUGUUUAAAGUCACAUGUGUCACCUCUUAUUGCUUUUCUUUGCUUAAUGUAUUUUUCAUUGCAUUCUGCUGUAUUCUCAGGAUGAAGUCAAUCAAAUCAUGGAGACGAAUUUGUGGCUGAGGCAUGUAAGUUAAGUCUAUGGUGUGUGACUGUGCAAAUGGACCUUGAGCAAGGACAUCAAGUGUGUUUCCAGCCCUCUGUCAUACAUGAUUCUUGGUGGCGAGACUGACAAGAUGAAUUAUUCAUUAGGGGACGCUUCUUAAACAUAUCUAUCUUUCCUUUCUUUUUUGAGAAAAAAUAUCUUACAAACCAGAUGAACCCAGAGUCCAUGAUCAGUUUUAUAUGGUUGUGUUUCUGGAAUAAUUUGACAGUGGUCUGAAAUUGAUCAUACUUUCCAACAACCAUGAUUUGGCUUUUGACAGUGAGUCAGAAAACAUCUCCAGUAUGGUGCAUAUGAAAGAUUACACAGAUUCAACUGAACAGAAGUAUUCCAUUAUCACACAUAAGAAAUGUACAACAUGAAUAAACCAGCUUCUGUAUACAGUUUCUAGAUGUUUUGUCAUGUACUUAGUCCCACUUGGAGUCUGCUCUGCCAUGCUGCAGUCUAACAGUUUCAUAUCAAAUGAGACAGGGCAGGUCUCCAGGUCCCAUAUUACAAGCGCUGAGCAAAUACCCAUCUGUGCUGGAGCCAUGCUCACGCUGUAAUUGCUCCUUGGUGCCACACUGUUUCACUUACUUUAAUGUCAUCUGUUGUUUUAGAGUCUCUGGAAGCAAUGUAACAACAACACUGGGAGGUGCAUUUCCCACACUGGCCAUUUGAGUCUUACAGCAUGCUCUAAAUACUUAGUUUUUUUUUACAGCUCUCUGGGGUAGCUUUUCACUGUUACUUUAUGUGUCUCAAAGGGUCACUUUGUGUCCUCAAGAGGGGGUCAAAAACAAUUGCCAAAGGGUCCAUAAAACACAUUUCUCACAGUGGUCCAAUUCUCUCAGUUUAUAUUCUGUGUAAACUUUAUUUAUGUGCCUCAGUUGUGGAUGGCAACUUCUUAUAGUUUUUUUUAUUUUUUAUGAGGGAUAUUUUACCAAACAAUAUAUUUAAAGUCAGAGUACAUUUAUAAGUUAAAAGAUGAGCACCAACCGGAAACAAAAUGUUCCCUCCAACUCUUUAAAAAUCUUGCUUACAACUUAGUAAAGCUGUUUAUGACAAACUUGUUAGGUUUUGUUGACCUUGAUUGAGAUAAUGCCUUCAUAAAAGCUAAGCCAAGGUGCGUUUUAGCACGAUGACAGCUUCUCUCUAUUUUGUAACUUCCUUUCCUUCCUGGGCAUUUCUUACACGGCCAGAAAUAAGCUGGAGUUUCAGUCACAUCUGAAAUACUAGGUGACAAUGAAUUUCUUCUUCAUCCAGCUCAUCAUGUAUGCUGUGAUAAUGUAGUGGCAUCAGGAUAGAAAAGCACAGCUCAGCUUUGUGCAGCAGAUAGUGAGGAUGUUCACAGCCUGUUUUAAUCUCACCAAAAUACAAAACUAAAGCAGACUACAUGGAUCUAGCAGAACUUUGUGGCUUAAAUAUCAUUAACCCAAUAUAAUCUGCUGAUUGGAGCUUGAAAGAAUAGUAUGGCCAAAUGAUGCACAAUUCUUAGUGCCAAGAGCAGCAGCAGUUUAUUCUAAAUGUAGUAGAUUAACCAUUUACAAUUUUAAAAACUUCAGGUUUUCAAUUUUAUUAUAAAACUUUGCUGGACAUUUUUGGAUGGAUAUUCCUCAUCUUGUUUUUGAAUGUAAUUUAAUUGUUCUUGUUUUGUUUCUUUCAGAUUUGGAAUGAUUACAAACUGAGAUGGAAUCCAAAAGAUUAUGCAGGCGUUGAGUUUAUUCGAGUCCCAUCCAACAGGAUAUGGAAGCCAGACAUUGUUUUGUACAACAAGUGAGUGUGACAACGAAUUAAAAGCCUGGCCUGAGAUCUGCAUUGAUUGUUGAUGACUGAUGACUGACAAUGAUAAAGUGUACAGGUUUUUAAUCCACUGCAUAUUUUUUCAUGGGUCACAUUGUUUGUAUCUUAACGGUGUGUUAAAGACACAUCAGAUUGUUUUGUAUACCGAGUACUGGUAACACUUUACAAUAACUAUAAUUUAUAAAUGGUAAAAAGAUAGUUUAUUAAUGUUUAAUCAUCAUUUAAAAACAGCAUAUAGACCAAUUAUAAAUGGCAAAUAGAUAGUUUAUUAAUUUAAGUUAAUAGUUACUUUACCAUUAACAAGCAAUGAAAUUAUGAUUAUUAACUUUCAUUAAUUGUUAAUGGAUUAUUUAUUAAAGGUUUAUAUAGGGUUUAAGUAUUGGUUGUAAAACAUCUAGAUUUAAAUGUGUGUCAGUAGCACUUUGUAAAUGGUUAAUAUUUGUUUUUUAAAGCAUCUAUAAACAUUACUUAGAUGGUUAUUAUAAAGUUGCAACUGAUGUUUGUAAUACUUUGUAAAUGACUAAUAAGUGGUUUAUAAACCACCUAUAAACAUUACUUAGGUGCUCAUUGUAAAGUUAAGGUUAGGGUCAGGGUUAGGGUUAGGUUUUUAAAAUUGUAAAAUUUACAAUGAUGAUGACUAAACAUUCAUAAACUAUCUGCUUACAUUUAUAAAUAGUCUAUUUACCAUUUAUAAGUUAUGGUUAUUGUAAAGUGUUACCCAAGUACUUAACUGUGCUUGAAUACUUGGAUUACUUGGACUACUCGGGUUUUGUCUAAUGUCAGAAUAAUAAGUUGUUUUUAUAUAUUUUAAAGUCUAAAUUCUCAUGACUUGUUGGUUUUCAUUCCUUUCUCUUGCUCUUUUCUGUCUGUUUCUCUCCCUACAGUGCAGUUGGAGAUUUCCAAGUGGAUGACAAAACUAAAGCCCUGCUGCGUUACAAUGGAGAUGUCACCUGGAUCCCUCCAGCCAUUUUUAAAAGCUCCUGCAAGAUCGAUGUCACUUACUUCCCCUUUGACUAUCAAAACUGCACCAUGAAGUUUGGCUCCUGGACCUAUGACAAGGCCAAAAUUGAUCUGGUGCUAAUUGGCUCCACUAUCAAUCUGAAAGACUUCUGGGAAAGUGGCGAAUGGGUGAUAAUUGAUGCCCCAGGUUACAAACAUGACAUUAAGUACAACUGCUGCGAGGAAAUCUACACAGACAUCACCUACUCUCUGUACAUUCGCCGUCUGCCGCUCUUUUAUACUAUCAACAUGAUCAUCCCCUGCCUCCUCAUCUCCUUCCUCACUGUGCUUGUAUUCUAUCUUCCAUCUGAUUGUGGUGAGAAAGUCACACUCUGUAUUUCUGUCCUGCUGUCUUUGACUGUCUUCCUUCUCGUCAUAACUGAAACAAUCCCCUCCACCUCACUUGUCAUUCCCCUGAUUGGCGAGUACCUCCUCUUCACUAUGAUCUUUGUCACUCUGUCUAUCGUCAUCACUGUUUUUGUGUUGAAUGUGCACUACCGCACACCAAAAACCCACACGAUGCCGUGUUGGGUGCGAGCGGUUUUUCUCAGACUCCUGCCCAAAGUGAUGUUCAUGACCAGGCCGGAGAGGGACCCUGAGAAGGUGGCAUUGGCCAGCAGUGUGCAGAUGAUGCAUUCAAGGCCCUGCACUGUCCAUUCUUCAACAACUUUGCAGAAGCAGCACAAACCACAGGCCCUUGCCUCCAGCAUCGUUUCGAGCCUGACGAACCGCCAUCGGCUUUUCAAUAACACUGAGCUCUCCAACCUCAAUAAUUUAAGUGGAGACCCGUCCAAAAGUGCCGGCUCGGCGUUCCUGUGCCGUGAGGGUCGCUGCAACUGCUGCUGGCACCAGAGAUCCAGCAAACUUCCUGCAGACUCCGGGGGAGGGAGUGGAGGGCUUGGCAGUCUCGGGACGCUGACCGGAGGAGGCAGUGCUGUUGGUGUUGGAGGAGGAGGGAGUCAUUGCUCAAGCUCAGAGUCUCUGGAUGUAGGAAUAAUGUCACUGUUACCGCUCUCACCUGAGGUCAGGGAGGCUAUUGAGAGUGUCAAAUACAUCGCAGAGAACAUGAAGCUUCAAAAUGAAGCAAAGGAGGUGAGUGAGUUUUAAAUCAUGCUCUUUUAAACCCUAUAUAAAAAACUUUGACAGAGCCAUCUAAUGUUUUUCUCUGUGAUCCACUUACAGGUUCAGGAUGACUGGAAAUACGUUGCCAUGGUUAUCGACAGGAUCUUCCUCUGGGUUUUUGUCCUUGUGUGCAUCAUGGGAACAGCUGGCCUCUUCCUGCAGCCUCUAUUGCUUGGAGAAGACAUUUGA
This is a messenger RNA of Xyrichtys novacula (pearly razorfish), 7853 nucleotides long. The record is from the annotation of a GenBank genome assembly. Lineage: Eukaryota; Metazoa; Chordata; Actinopteri; Labriformes; Labridae.